Penicillium crustosum is the source of this 1062-nucleotide messenger RNA. RefSeq names its product putative transcription initiation factor TFIID subunit 13. Gene Ontology annotation, cellular component: transcription factor TFIID complex. The transcript is spliced from 2 exons. Gene Ontology annotation, molecular function: protein heterodimerization activity. The record is from RefSeq and is a predicted model, not a curated record. The coding region runs from base 1 to 1062 and encodes 353 amino acids. Lineage: Eukaryota; Fungi; Ascomycota; Eurotiomycetes; Eurotiales; Aspergillaceae. Gene Ontology annotation, biological process: transcription by RNA polymerase II; RNA polymerase II preinitiation complex assembly.
AUGUCCGCCAAACGCACGAGCCAAGCGCCCAAGCGGGUAUCGUUUUCACUGCCGAGCCAGAGCCCAUCUCCGCUACCUUCUACGCCAACUCCGCAGCGCAUCUUGCCAGAUAUAUACACUGGCUUGCAUACCCCAGACACCUCAAAUUCAGCUCCAAACGCUCGCUUCCGGACUCCAGACCCCGUCUCACCCACUCCAGACUGUCACCUGCAAACUCCGAACACAGCAACUCCAACUUCAAACUCCGUCUCGGCAACUUCAACCCAUCACUUGCAAACCCCGGAAUCAACUUCUAAGUCUACCUCAUCCAACCCGACUGGUAAUCCGUUGCGCCAGCCUAGCUCCAAAAACCUUGUCUCCAAGCUCUCGCCAAAUUGGUAUUUCAAUGAGCAAGACACAGCGUUAAUCCGAGCCGGAUACGAACCUCAGUGGACUCCCAACCCAACUGACACGACACCUACCUCCACCGAAAAGGGCAAGAAAGGUACCGCAACCAAACCCGCCAUGGCUGAACCACGUGCACGUAUGGCCCGACACAAGGGCCAAAUGAACUUCCAGAAUGAACUCCGUCUGCUCCUUCUCGCUUAUGGCGACCCCAGCCCACACCCAAGCUUCCCAAACGAACCACUUCCCGAGACCGUCCGUGUGCUGGACGAGAUUGUCACCGACUUCGUACUUGAAGUCAGCCAUGGCGCCGCACAAGUCGCGCACCACGCCCGCCGUCAAAAGAUCAAAGUCGAGGACUUCCGCUUCGCACUACGUCGGGACCCGAACAAGCUCGGCCGUGUCCAGGAGCUGUUACGCAUGGAACGUGAAUUGAAGGAAGCCCGCAAGGCAUUCGACCAGAAUGAUGACCAGGUUGCCAAGGAAGCUGGAAAGAAGGGUGCAGCCGCUGCGGCAGCGGCGGCUGCUGCUGGUGAGGAUCCUGUGGCCGCUGAAGCUGCUGCUGCUGCUACUGUCACCAAGAAGAGCAAGGGCAAGGGCAAGAGAGGUGCUUCGACCCGCCGUGGAUCUGAUGCCACUGAGGAGUCGGUUUCUAAGAAGCGCAAGACGAUUGGCUGA